AGGAUUUGUCCUGGGCGUAUACCUAUCGUGCUGGGGUUCCGUGUGGAAAGUUUACCGGCUCGGGUGCAAAGUUUCAACCGUCUGCAAACCAGAGCUCGUCGGCAGACUCAUCGAGGUGAAGCUGCCAUUGACUUCAGUAUUUUAGUCUGGCUGUUAAGAUAUAAUAUCUGAGAUUAAUUCCGCCAUUGACGUUUUUGGCUGACCGCGAGUGAUGCUGCUAUCGCCGGAUAACCGGAGAGUGUGAGAGCGCCUUCGUUGAUCGCAUUGUCUCAGGAAGCCAGCUAGCUUAUCGUUAGCUCGGAGUCCAACCCAAGAUUUCACAAGAAGACGCGUUUCUGAACGUCAACUGAAAACUUGAAUCGGCUACGAGGACCGAAAAUGGCUUGUGAACCGAACCGCGCUCGGCUGCUGUGUAUGCUCUCAUUGACUUUCGGUUUUUUUAUUGUGGAGGUGGUUGUCAGUCGGAUGACCGCCUCUCUGUCAAUGCUGUCGGACUCUUUUCAUAUGCUGUCGGACGUCAUCGCGCUGGUCGUGGCUCUCGUGGCCGUGCGCUUCGCCGAGAAAACCCACGCCACCAACAAAAACACGUUUGGGUGGAUCCGGGCGGAGGUGAUGGGGGCUCUGGUCAACGCCGUCUUCCUCACGGCGCUGUGCUUCACCAUCGUGCUGGAGGCGAUCGAGCGAUUCACCGAGCCGCACGUGAUCGAAAGCCCGGAGUUUGUGGCGGGGGUCGGCGCCGCGGGGCUCCUGAUCAACCUGCUCGGGCUCUGUUUGUUUCACGGACACGCCGGCGGAGGCCACGGGCACUCCCACGGUGGGCACUCCCACGGGAAUAAGAACAAGAGAGGAAAAAGCCUGAAGGCUGGGAAUGGUUCAUCAGGAGAGGAGACCAACAACUUGGUGGGAAAUCACAACAGCCCGGGUGAUGGAAGACCGAGAAAUGAGGUCAGCUGUAAAGACAGCACAGAGGUACAGAUGAAUGGGAACACCCACUUUGAGGAGGUGGACCAUAACCACACUUCGUCGUCGCAGCUCAACAUGCGCGGCGUCUUCCUGCACGUCAUGGGCGACGCCCUGGGCUCCGUCAUCGUGGUGGUGAAUGCCAUCAUAUUUACUUUCGUGUGGAAGCCCUGCAAAAAGGGUGAGAUGUGUGUGAACCCGUGUGUCAACAGCCACGCCGCAGACCACCAGCACGUCAACCACACCUUGAUCGACCUGCUGGAAGGUCCCGCGGUGUCGUCCGUGAAGACCGCCGGCCCCUGCUGGGUCCUCUACCUGGACCCCACGCUCUGCGUCAUCAUGGUGACCAUCCUGCUGUAUACGACCUACCCGCUGCUCAAAGAGUCGGCCCUCAUCCUGCUGCAGACCGUGCCCAAGCAGGUCAACAUGCACCGGCUCAACGAGCGGCUGCUGAGCCUGGACGGCGUCCUGGCCAUUCACGAGCUGCACAUCUGGCAGCUGGCCGGAAGCCGCAUCAUCGCCACGGCGCACAUCAAAUGCCACGACCCCACGUCCUACAUGGAGGUGGCCAAGCGCAUCAAAGACUUCUUCCACGACGAGGGCAUCCACGCCACCACCAUCCAGCCCGAGUUCGUCACGUUCAACUCCGAGUCUCGAGACUCUCUGUGCGAGCUCUCCUGCCGGACUCAGUGUGCCCCGAAGCUGUGCUGCGGCACGGGGGACAAACCCGGCUCGGACAAGAAGGCCGUCAGUGACUGCAAGGCCGCCGCUCCGGCCCUUGAGGUGAUCAGUGAGACGCCAGAUCAGGUUGCGGCCGUUCAGGUGCGCCCUCGGUCUGAGGCCGAGGUUACCAUCACCAGGGAGGUGGAGUCGUCUCUGUGAGAUGGAAGGGGCGGAGGAAUUUCUGAAGAGAAGCAGGAAAACUACCACUCUGGGCAAAUAUGUCACAGUCUUUUGCAGUAAGACGUAAUAAAUUUGAGCCAUCGUUGCCCCGAUGAGGAAAGAAAACUCCUUCAGCCUUUUUCGUUCUCUGUCACACGGCUGAAAGAUCCUCACCUCAUCUUCAUGCAGUCGAGCCUUAGCCUGUCUCCAUCUCUCCCUCCCCCUCCAUGUAUGCAUCUUCAGCCUCUCCUCUGCCGCUCGUUGUCCUCUCCUGUUGUUGUCUACGGCGGCGAUGCAUGUCGGGGUUCACUGACCUCCUCUCCUCCAGGACUGGAGCGAGGCCUGCAUGAGUGUCCCUCAAAAGCACCUAGUCGUCAUGUGUCAUCUCGUCCCGCGGUGUUUUCUGUGCCAAAGCUUCUCGCUAUGGGACUGAAGGGAUCGGAGACGCCCUGUACCCCAGACAGACAGACACACACACACACACACACACACAACACAUGCAAGUCACAAAAGGUUAUUUAGUUUGACCUGUGGGCCUCUUGGCAAUGAGUCUGCCCUUUCAUUAUUUGCGUAGGCUUUGACCUUCCGGUCCCAGGUGUAAUAGUAUUGUAUGGCAUAAUAAUUUAAGUAUUUAAGUUAUUAGAAAGGAUCUAUUUCUCUCUUAAGAUGCUGUUUAUAAUAUUUAGUUUGGAUGACAAUAUUUUUUUUCUUCUUCCUCUGUCGUUUGGCAGAGCAUCUAUGCUGUAGUAAAGGUUUUACAAAUGUGAUGUUUUUUUUUUUUGGUUUUUUUUUAUAAUACUUUUUAAUUUCCGGACUUUUCUCUGGCCUUGACUUAGCUUCAUUUGCAGUCACAAUUUGGAUACGCUUGUAUCAACAACUCUCUCACUUUGCCUUUUUUGAAUGGAAAAAGCCUGCUGUGGUAUGACGCCAAUUUCAAUAGAGAUCACGUAACAGAACCGCAGCCACCUAAUCCGAUGUUCAGAAGUCACACAUGUGAUGCCUUUGCAAGCCAGAGGGUUGGUUCUGUUAUGGAAAUGUGAGCACUGUAUACAUUUAGUGAAACACUAUUUUCUGUAUAAAUCUGGAAAGCCUCGUAACGACGGCGAUUUCUUGAUUUCUUUUUGUUGUUGUUGUUAAAAAAACAAAAAAAAAAACAAAACAAAAAAAAACCUCAUGAAUGUGUUCGGCACCU
Salarias fasciatus (jewelled blenny) is the source of this 3034-nucleotide messenger RNA. It is a transcript of the gene slc30a1a, whose product is annotated as solute carrier family 30 member 1a. The record is from RefSeq and is a predicted model, not a curated record. Bases 379 to 1842 code for a protein of 487 amino acids. Gene Ontology annotation, cellular component: endoplasmic reticulum; Golgi apparatus; membrane. Gene Ontology annotation, biological process: intracellular zinc ion homeostasis; detoxification of zinc ion; zinc ion transmembrane transport. Gene Ontology annotation, molecular function: zinc ion transmembrane transporter activity; calcium channel inhibitor activity. Lineage: Eukaryota; Metazoa; Chordata; Actinopteri; Blenniiformes; Blenniidae. The transcript is spliced from 2 exons.